GCCGGUUCUCCGCGGGCGCCCGCCCCGCCCCGCCCCGCCCGGCUCGCUGCCCGCCGCCUGCUCCGGCCCCCGAGCUGCCCCCGCGGCGCUGCCCUAUGGCGGGCUCGGGCCUGGGCCGGUGCCGGCUGGCGCUGGGCCUGGCGCUGUUGUUGGACGCGGCGGGCAUGGGCGCGCUGCUGACCGGGGUCUUCGCCCGCCUGCGCGUGCGGGGCCGGGACUUCGGGGACCUGCUCAUCUACUCGGGCGCGGUGCUGGUCUUCCUCAGCCUGCUGGGCUGGAUCCUCUGGUACACGGGCAACAUCGAGAUCUCCCCCGAGGAGCUCGGCCGCGACUACGCCGCCAAGGGCGGCACGCUGGCCCGCCUGGCCCGCAAGAUCUCCCGGCGCUGGUCCCGCUCCCGGCCCCGCCGCUCCGGCACUGCUGGCCGCGGGGGCGCCCUGCCCCUGGGCACCGUGCGGGGCGGGACGGGUCUGCCCCCCGACACGGCCUAGAGGAAUCACGGCAGGAAGGAUGGAAAGUUCUGUGGAUCAAGUACCUGGGGAGGAAUUAACAAUGGAACCUGCAGCCCCGAUUCCCACCAGUGCUGCUGGAGACAGGAUGGACUGCAUGGCUGAGUCCCAGCAAGGACUCUGCUGACCCCCACAAAGGGGCAUCUUCAUCCAUUUGUCACUGGGGACCUUUCUUUGUCCCAGGAGAAGCUGGUGUGCACUUGUGUUUUGCUUUUUGUAUUGAAAUCUCUGUAUGUGCUA
Molecule: messenger RNA, 749 nt
Organism: Alligator mississippiensis (American alligator)
Lineage: Eukaryota; Metazoa; Chordata; Crocodylia; Alligatoridae
Gene: TMEM238
Product: transmembrane protein 238
Exons: 3
Coding region: 96-491 (131 amino acids)
Source: RefSeq, a predicted model, not a curated record